AUGUCUCCCGUCGACGACGACGACGACGCGCCGAAGCGUCGGGCGCGCGCGGCGCUGAAGGUGGUCGAGAGCGCGUCGACGGCUGUGGAAAGAAUGCGAGACGGUUUGAAAUCCGCGUCGCGGGAUGAUUUCAACGACGCGCUCGACGCGUUGCGACGAUCGAGGGCGCGCGCGCGGUGGUUCGACGUCGUGGAGGAUGAUGUGGAGGCGUCGUCCACGGGUGCGGCGAUCGGGCGGGAGGUGACGGCGGCGAUCGAGCGGGGGGAGGAUUACGGGACUUUUUGGCUGUCGACGAGCGGACGAAGCGCGCGACGGCGCGCGGAGGAGGGGACGUGCGUCGAGCGGGCGUGCGGGGCGAUGUUUGAAUCGUGUGUUGGAUUGAGACAGCGCGAGUACGAGGUUUCGGCGACGUGCAUGGCGAGCGGGACGAGAGAUCGGUCGAAACCGCGGGAUUUGCUGGAGGAUGGCGGAGACGACGCGAGCGGGACGAGCGGGACGACGGUCGUGAGAUUAGAGAGUGUGAGCGAUGCGGUCGCGGCGUACGAGGACGCGAUGCAUCGGGCGCAGAGUGUUUUCGUAGAGGGCGGGGUCGAGGUCGAUCGGCACGUCGUAUUUACUCUUCGUUUGAAGCUCUGGAGUGACGCAGAGACAGCGACGGAGACAGAGUCAGAGGAUGAGCCUGUCGUCACACGCGUGCAUUUCGUCUUUGUGGCGCCGUACGUUCCAUCCGCCGGGAUCAUUGGAGGAGCUGGAAAGGUCGAUCGCGCCGCGCGAAUCGACUGUACACGAUCGUUGGCGGCGCUCAUGGCGGUGCUACGAUCGCUUGAUUCGCACACGUCGGACAGCGCGUCGCGACAAAUCAAAGCGUGGCGUGAGUCUCCUCUGACGCGUUUGAUGUGGACGUGCGGGAUGCUCAACCUUCAUUGUGCGACGUUAUACGCGGUUUGUGAGAACGUCCUGUGUCACGCGGUGGAAGACGACGAGACUUCGCCUCUCGUUUUGCCACCCGCGGUGGAGGGUGUACUGAAAUUUGCUCUGCAACUGAAGGAAACUGUGGAAGACAGCGAACCGACACCGCGGACGCGGAAUCCGCCGGUGCCGACACCACCGAGAGUGCAUACAUCCGUGAAGUCGAGAGAGCCGACGUCAUCGGUCGCGGAUCGCAGGACGAGAUUAACGCGCGCGGACACCGUGACGUGGAGGCGCGCACCUACCGGCGAAGCGCGCCGUUCGGUGACACCUGCGCCGGCGGAUGGCAUGCCGGAAUCUUCGCAGGGUGAAAAGAUCACGCUCGAACAAGUGGAUGCAAUAGCGCGAUUUAUUCGAACGCAUGCGAGCGGGUUGAGUGGAAGACGCAUGGAGGGAACAAUGCGAAGGUUGAUGACGGAGUGGACGCAGAUGUCCCAGUCGUACGAAACUAUACUUGAGGACUUUGGAACGCUCGAGGAACAGCUCGCGGCGGCACAGCUGCGCGAGGACGAGGCAGUCGAGUACGCUGAACAGAUUACCUCCGACCUUGCGGUGACUUCGCGGUGGUGCGAGAGCUUGGAGGAGGAAAAGGCUGGUGUUCCGGCGCGCAUCAAACAGGCGGCGAUGGAGGCCGAACGCGUGGCCAUCGCGCGCGCAGACGCGUUGGAGAAACGCGUGAAGGAACUCGAAGCACAGCUUGUUAGAAAUUCCGUACCUGAGAUGGAGCGUGUGAGGGACGAGGCUGAACGCGCGGCGAAGGAAGCGAUAGAGAAGUACGAGCAGGAGUUGGAGAAACGCGUGAGCAUUCAAGGCACACUCGAGGGAGUGAUCGGCACGCAGCGUACUCUUCAGGAGGAAAUUGAGUCCGUUCGACGCGAAUUAGAAACGAGCGAGCGCGCUCGUAAGGCGGAGCGCGAAGAGACCGAACGUGUUCGGAAUGACCUUCGUCAGCGUUACGAAGUCGAGGGAGAGUUGCGCAACCGAAUCGCCGAAUCAGAGCAAUCGCACGAAAAGAGCAUGAGGGCUGCGCGGCAAGCGACAGUCGAGCGCGAAGACGAGCUCAACGAUAUGCGUCGUCAGAGAGACGACGCACUUCACAAGGUACACCAGAAGGAGGAGGAAAUUGUCGAAGCAAGAGCGAAUGCUCGAGCAAGUUCAUUAAACGCGGAGGUAGCGCAAUCGGCUUUGAGUGACGCGAAGGAGGUGCAGCAAAAGAACGCGAAGGAAAUUGAGGCGCUAAAGCUGCGAAACUCUGAUUUGAUCGUUGAGAUCAAGCACGCGAAGCGAGAGCUCGAAGAGACCUGUAUCGCUCUUAAUAACGUCAAGGAGAAGUUGGAAGAACUAGAGGACGGCUCAGAGGAAAUGAUCCAGAAACGACGCGAGAUCGAUGACGAAGUGCACCGUCUGAAACUCACCGUCGCAGACCUCGAAGCGAAGAAUAAGUCCAUAGAAAUGGAUCGCGAGGUCGCGUAUGAAGCGGCGGACGUCGCUCGCAUGGAGCACGCGAAGAUCAUGGCAUCGGUACUGGAUUUGACGGAGGAAGUCUCGCGUCUACAGUCAUCGCUCUUUGCAGCGCAAGAAACCACGCGCGUACUGUUAGACGAGGAAGCGGCUCGUCUGAAACAACUCGUGCCGCCUGUUCCAGACAACGAGUACGUUAGCCCGGAAUGGUUGCGCGACACUAGCUGGCAUCAAAACCAAGCACGAUCCCUCGCGUCGGCAUCGUGA
Messenger RNA from Ostreococcus tauri, 2697 nucleotides. RefSeq names its product unnamed product. Bases 1 to 2697 code for a protein of 898 amino acids. The record is from RefSeq and is a predicted model, not a curated record. Lineage: Eukaryota; Viridiplantae; Chlorophyta; Mamiellophyceae; Mamiellales; Bathycoccaceae. The transcript has a single exon.